AUGGCCUCAGCUGGUGUCGAAAAUGCUAUCAACUGCGAAAAGGAGAUUGUUCGUCCAGUCGCCAACUUCUCUCCCAGCUUAUGGGGUGAACAGUUUAUCAAUUUUGCUUUUGAUUAUGAGUUAGCACAAAAAUAUGCAAAGGAAAUUGAAGGCUUAAAGAAUGAAGUGAGAAGCUUGCUGAAAGCUCCUGAAAAAGACAUGAUGGAGACGAUGAAUUUGAUUGAAACACUUGAGCGCUUGGGCAUAUCAUAUCACUUUGAAGAUGAGAUUGAAGAACUUCUUGAACAUUUCUUUAAUCUCAACUCAAAUUAUGCUGAUGAAGCCUAUGACUUGUACACUGUUGCACUUCAUUUUCGUUUAUUCAGACAACAUGGCUACCGCGCAUCUUGUAGUGUGUUUGACAAGUUUGUAGACGAGAAUGGAAAAUUCAAAGAGACUAUUAAGAGUGAUGCAAGGGGCUUGCUGAGCCUAUACGAAGCUGCAUAUUUAAGAGUACAUGGAGAAGAUAUACUGGAAGAUGCUCUUGCUUUCGCAACAGAGAACCUCAAAUCCAUGACACCAGAUUUAACAUCUCCCCUUGGCAAACAAAUAGCUCAUGCCCUCGUGCAAUGCUUCCAUUUUGGGAAUCCGAGAAUUGAGGCGCACAAUUUUAUUUCCAUCUACCAAGAAGAUGAAUCCAAGAAUGAAGUGCUGCUGAGGUUUGCCAAAUUAGACUAUAAUUACUUGCAAAUGCUGCACAAACAGGAGCUCUAUGAAGUCUCAAGGUGGUGGAAAGAAUUGGACCUUGUGUCUAUACUUCCGUAUGCUAGAGACAGAGUGGUAGAAUGUUUUUUCUGGGCUAUGGGAGUGUAUCAUGAACCUCAAUAUUCAGUUGCUCGAAUCAUGCUCACAAAAACCAUUGCAAUGACUUCAAUAAUAGAUGAUACGUAUGAUGCCUACGGUACAGUCGAAGAACUAGAAGUUUUUACGGAGGCAAUUCAGAGGUGGGAUAUUAGAGAAAUCGAUCGGCUACCAGAGUAUAUCAAACCAUUCUACAGUGCUCUUCUCAAUCUUUAUGAGCAGUUUGAUGAAGAACUAUCAAAAGAAGGAAACUCUUAUGCAAUCUAUUAUGCAAAAGAAGCUUUGAAAGAACUUGUGAGGACUUACUAUGUGGAAGCCAAGUGGUUCAUUGAAGGAUACUUACCGCCAUUUUCUGAGUACAUGAGCAACGCCUUAAUCACGUGCACUUACGUUUAUCAUACAACAACAUCCUUGUUGGGGGUGAAAUCCGUCACCAAGGAACAAUUUGAAUGGCUAAGCAAUAAACCAAAAAUGCUCGUUGCAAGCUUAAUAAUAUGUCGACUCGUUGAUGACAUUGCUACUUAUGAGGUUGAGAAGGAGAGGGGGCAAAUUGCUACUGGCAUUGAAUCAUACAUGAAGGAGAAUUGUGUUACAAAAGAAGAAGCUGUUGAUAAAUUUUUCGAAAUGGCUACAAAUGCAUGGAAGGACAUCAAUGAAGAGUGUCUUCGACCAUCUUCAUCUUCUAGAGAAAUUUUAAUGCGAAUUCUCAACCUUGAACGUAUUAUAGAUGUCACUUACAAGGGCAACGAGGACGGAUACACACAACCCCAAAAAGUUUUAAAACCCCACAUCAUUUCUUUGUUUAUUGAGCCCAUCAAGGUCUAAAAUAGUAAUUGGGACCAUGUCGGGCGAAAUAGAUAAUUAAAUUGUAUUUUUCCUUUAUUCGUUUCCUUAUUUAUAAAUAUUAAGAUGAAGCUUUGAGCAAGGUUUACAUACACAUUGCAAGUGUAUAUGUUUCCAAUUAAUAUAUGUAUUCUUUGAGUGUUGAUGUUAUUUAAAUUCUACGAAAUACUUUAUUUUA
Molecule: messenger RNA, 1861 nt
Organism: Olea europaea var. sylvestris
Lineage: Eukaryota; Viridiplantae; Streptophyta; Magnoliopsida; Lamiales; Oleaceae
Product: vetispiradiene synthase 2-like
Exons: 6
Coding region: 1-1665 (554 amino acids)
Biological process (GO): diterpenoid biosynthetic process
Molecular function (GO): terpene synthase activity; magnesium ion binding
Source: RefSeq, a predicted model, not a curated record